Messenger RNA from Oncorhynchus tshawytscha (Chinook salmon), 4102 nucleotides. RefSeq names its product PWWP domain containing 2B (gene pwwp2b). Bases 506 to 2371 code for a protein of 621 amino acids. Gene Ontology annotation, cellular component: nucleus; nucleoplasm. The record is from RefSeq and is a predicted model, not a curated record. Lineage: Eukaryota; Metazoa; Chordata; Actinopteri; Salmoniformes; Salmonidae. The transcript has 3 exons.
GAUGCAUGUAAAUCAGCAAAGUUAAAGAGGGUAGCCUAUAUUUAAUUGGGAAUGGCACGAUACAAAUGUCCUUGAAGAGAAGAUAAUAGAAAAUAUACAAAUAAAUACGAAAAAAAUCAUGCAUUCGUCAUUCCAAGAAGGGUGGAUGUAUUGUCUGCAAACCAGCAGAGGAGACAUGGCUUUUAGCUAGAGUAUAGCUAAUGAUGAAAUAGCUAUAUUUUCUGAAUUGUGGCUACAUUAGAGUUAAUAAACUGAAAGCCAAAUGAUAUAAUUUCAAGCAAGACAGAGAGGCAAUUUAAAAAGGUUUCUCUCCUCUGUUCUUCUUGUGUGAUGUCAUCAGUGGCAGAACUGUUGUAAUUGACUAUGUGGGGGUUGAUCAUUUCGUGCCCUGGUGUAGCCUCCCGUGCUCGAAAGUAGAAGGGGAGUAGCAUCUUUAACCGAGGCGAUCGUGGCUCCCGCGGCCGCGAUCGAGUACCGCCAAGCCGGACAUCUCACGCCGGAAAAUAUGGAGGCUGUGGCCGACGAGCUGCGGGCCGGCUCUCAGAUUCCUGUUACUAUCGAUCAAAUAGUUAACGAUACACUAGUGGUUACGCUAACCUAUCAAGAAAGGAGCUACAUGGGGAUAUUACUCGAUUGCAACAAAAAGACUGGGCUUUUCUGCCUACCAGAUGUCACAACAAAGCCAGUGAAAUGCCCUGCAUUCAAACCUGGUUGUGAAAUCCCUGAAGUCCUGACAGAGGAGCCAGUUACUAAACUUCCCAGCCAGUCUUCACAUCAUAGACCAAAGGAUGAAAACACGCUCCCUGAGAAUGAUCCACCAGGUGCUCAUCUCCCUGCCCCUCUGCCCACACCAGUGCCUGCCGGGCAGGCUCCAUACCCUCCUUAUUUUGAAGGUGCUCCCUUCCCUCCACCCAUAUGGGUCCGCCACAGCUAUGGUCAAUGGGUACCCCAGCCACCACCGCGAACAAUCAAGAGGAAGAAGAGGCGGACCCGAGAGCCCGGGCAGAUGACCAUGAGCACUAUCAGGCUCCGCCCCCGGCAGGUGUUGUGCGAGAAGUGUAAGAACACGCUGAACAGUGACGAAGACAGUAAAGACGGGAUGCCCGCCACCAAGACGUCUAGGAAAGAGAAUGCGCUAUACAGCGACGAGGGGUCCGUCAAGUUGGCCAGGAAAGAGGACGCAGACGCCACCAAGGAUAACAACAAGAGACGGGAGAAUGGCCCCACUGGCUACGACAGCAAGCGGCUCCGGAAGGACAAAAGGGAUGACGAUCCAAAGUUCCCUGCAGUAGACAUCAUUCCCCACAGCCCAGUCAUCAAGAUUUCGUACAGCACUCCGCAAGCCAAGGUUGAGGUCAUGAAGAUCCCAGCUCGGGUCCACGGCUCCGUCAAGCCUUUCUGCCCCAAGCAGCUGAUGCAGAACGGCCUGAGAGACCACCAGGGCAAAGUGCCUGAGCCCACCACCCUAACCCAGACUCAGGAGCAGCGCCACAUCUUGGACGCCACCAGGACGGGCCUGACCGUGUCCAUUCCCAAACUCAAGCUCCCCAGGCCCCUAACGGCCGGCCUGGACCUCCCCUCCCCAAAGAUCCGCGUGACGACCCUGGGGGACGGAGAGGACAGCCUGACGGUGUACGAGGCGGAGCUGGUAGAGGGGUCGAGGAAGAAAGGCCCCAGGGUGCCAGUCCCUGGUCCCCUGCCCCACUCGGAGGACUCUGAGGAGAAGACUCCCAUGGAGUUGUGGUCGGGGAGCUCUGGAGAGGAGGCCGACCGAGGCCACAGUGACCUCACGCUGCUCAUCAACUUCCGCAAGAGGAAGGCGGACUCCUCCAGCCUGUCUGUGUGCAGCACCGAUAGCUUGGACGAAUCAAAAUCCUUCACCUCAGACGGCACGCCCCCGGAGAUGUGCGACCUGGCUCCCGGAGAGCACAUCUCCUCCGUGUCUUCCUCGUCGCUCUCGCGAGACGACAACAAGACUGUGCCGCCACUCACCGUGCGCCUGCACACGCGCAGCAUGACCAAGUGUGUGACGGAGGAGGGCCAUGCGGUGGCCGUGGGAGACGUGGUGUGGGGGAAGAUCCAUGGGUUCCCCUGGUGGCCGGCAAGGGUGCUCAGCAUCAGUGGCAGCCGCAAAGAGGAGUCCGUUAACUGCGAAGCCCAGUGGCCAGAGGCUAAGGUGGCCUGGUUUGGCUCACCCACUACCUCCCAGCUCUCCGUUGCCAAACUCUCUCCCUUCCGGGAGUUUUUCAGGUCGCGGUUCAACCGCAAGAAGAAAGGGAUGUACCGACGAGCCAUUGUGGAAGCUGCCAAGGCCGUGGGCCACAUGAGCCCUGAGAUCACCUCUCUACUCACCUCUCACUGCGAAACGUAGAGUCUGAAGACUGAAGAAUAGUCUCCUUUCAAAGGCUUCACGGAAAUCUGACUCCCCAGGAGAGAAAGGAAGCGUGUGCAGUUGCUAGGGUCACUAUUUAUACAGCGCCCCCCCCUGCCCUCCCCUCCCACAUGGCUGGAGGAAAAUGGCCACCCAGGUGGAGUGUUGUUGACUGGAUAAGGGAGCAAGAAAUGCCAGUUUGAGGCAUCUCAUGGACUACAAGGAACAAUUAUUCAAUAAUUUUUUAUUUUUAACCAUAUCAGUAGAAACUGAAUAGCAACACACUACAAAUCAGAAUGUAUUUAUUAUCUGUAACCAUUUAUUAUCCAUAACGAUUUAAGUUUACCUUUCUACAAUUCCUUAAGAUCUCCAUACUGCUGCUUUUGUGAACGUCCUCUCGACCGAUUGGUCGUGAAGUGGUUCAACGACAACCAGUCAGAGGGCCUCGUCAGGUCUGUUCAGUCCCAGUGCCAUCCUCAUUGGAAGCCCACCCACUUUCUUCCCGAACAGACCAGGAAAUGUAUAUCUGCAUUUCUGGUGAAAAGUCGUACACUAAGUUCUUUACUUUCCAAAUAUGAGAAUGUGAAACUGUUCCAUCUAGAGAUAGUACUGUAGUUUAUUCUAUUACACAGUGAUUCAUCCUUGUAGCCUUCUUCAGCAUUGCUAGUUGGAUAUGUCGACGUAAUGUUAUUUAUACUUUUUUUCAAAUUUGUCUCUUCCAUUUGGGUUUGAAUACCUUUAGAAGUGUGGUAUGUAUUGGUUGUUGUUGAGAGAUCCCCAAAGUUAAUUUCUACUCACUUUCAUUAUUUAAUGUGUCAUGUAAAGAAAAAGCACUUUAUCUGUACCUUGGUGGCCUGCUGUAAGCUCAUUGUCCUUUCACUAACUGGAGUUACAGCACUGCCAGGCAGCGGGAGUUCAUAUCACGGUUGACUAUCCAUGGCCUUGGAGAAUAGUUUUUUUAAUUUAAGUUUUGGGACACCAGAGAUUGAACCUUUUCAGGGGUGGUUGUGUACACUGUAUUCUUGCAUUUAUGUCUCGGGUGUGUAUUUGUACAUUCUUUCAACUCGCCCCAGCUCCAUCAAAUGUUUCCACUGGAGAAAAUGAUCAAAUGUCAAACCCUAUCCAUCAAUUAAAGCUUUAUAUUCACCUGAAAAUGCUGUAAGAAUACUGUGAAUUCAACUCUUUGAGUGUGCUGGUGAAGGGUGGGGGGGGGAUGGGUGGCUACUCUGUAUGCUCAAUACUGGUUGCAGAUUGCAGUCCUGAGAGGGAGAGACUGCAGGAUCAACCUUUAUUGACCUUGGAGUUGAAAGCAGCACUGUUGGAAAGUAUGGGGAAGGGAGGGACCGCAGGAACCAUGGGUUGUUCAGUAGGCACUAAACAAGAAAACGGGCAAGGACUACCUGGACUUGUCCAAUAGAAAUCCCUUAUUUUAGUUUUCUGUUGCAAGCCCUAAUGAACACUACCCAGAGCUCCUGUCGCAUUUCUGUUCCGUUUUGAGUCCCUUUGGUUUUGAUUGACUCUUUAGGAAGAAUGGGGAAGGAGAGUGCCUAGCUCCCCCUUUCACCUGGUUUAUGAUUAAAAUAGAAGCAGAUGUCAGGAAAUUCCUGUAUUUGAUGAGCUACAUGGCUGUCUGCUGUUGCCCACAUUGGUCAAUGUUAUUGGCUAUUUUCAGUUUUUUUUUAAACUUUUUUUUUUUUUUACAUGUACAUAAAAUAAAAUAUACAGGCAAUA